AUGAAUAAACCACUUGAACAACAUGCAGAAUCCUAUACUUCUACGCAAAUAAUCAUUACUUCGAAUACUCAAACUUAUCAGCAACUUAAUAAUCUACCAACACAGAUUGCACCUCAAUUUUUACAGAAACCGCCUUUACUAAAACAAAAGCACAGCAAAUCUUUUGAAAAUAAAAACUUUCAUCAAUUAUCUGUACAAAAUAAUUUACAAGAACCUUCUUUUUCACCAAAAAAUAAGCGCAAUAAAUCUCCUGCACCAGAUACCAGAAAGGAACCUCAACAAACCCAACAAAUUUCUUUUUGCAAUAAGUGUAAGGAAUCUGGACAUUCUAAACAAAAUUGUCCAAGAAAUCAGUCUCUCCAAUAUGCCCAGCAAAUUCAACAAACACUUCAAGUACAACAAAUGCAACAAACUCAACAAAUCCAGCAGACUCAGCAAAUACAGCAAACUACUGUUUGCCAUAAUUGUAAAGAAUCUGGGCAUUUUAAAAAAAAUUGUCCAAGAAAUCAAUCUCUUCAACAUACUCAGCAGACCCAGCAAGCACUACAAACACAGCAAAUGCAACAAAUUCAGCAAAACCAAAAAACUUCUUUUUGUCAUAAUUGUAAAGAAUCUGGACAUUUAAAAAAAAAUUGUCCAAGAAAUCAAUCUCUUCAACAUGUCCAGCAAACUCGCCAAGCGCUCCAAGUACAUCAAGUACAACAAACUCAACAAACCCAACAAAUUUCUUUUUGCAAUAAGUGUAAGGAAUCUGGACAUUUAAAAAAAAAUUGUCCAAGAAAUCAAUCUUUUCAACAUGUCCAGCAAACUCACCAAGCGCUCCAAGUACAACAAGUACAACAAACUCAACAAACCCAACAAAUUUCUUUUUGCAAUAAGUGUAAGGAAUCUGGACAUUCUAAACAAAAUU
This is a messenger RNA of Racocetra fulgida, 910 nucleotides long. NCBI's taxonomy places the organism in Eukaryota, Fungi, Glomeromycota, Glomeromycetes, Diversisporales, Gigasporaceae. The record is from the annotation of a GenBank genome assembly.